UAUUAAUGAUGUUGGGGUAGAGGGUGUCACAUAACAUUUCUUGUAGUGCCAGCAUAAAUAUAAGUUGUACAAUAGUUGAUCGAUCCAUAGACAUUUUACUUGUCAAAUAGAAUCUGAAGAAAAAAAUGAUCAAUACAUUGGUUGUUGUCUUGUGUUUGAUGAUUGGCGGUGUUAGCCAUGUAAUUUAUGGUAUUCAAAAUACACUCAAAGAAGAUAUAGAGCUGGAAAAACAAUUAAAGCUCAUUAACAAACCUCCUAUCAAGAGUAUUCAUACAGAAUUUGGGUAUAUUGUUGAUUGCAUUGAUAUAAACAAGCAACCAGCAUUUGACCAUCCUUUACUGAAAAAUCAUAAGUUGCAAAGAAAACCCAACUUUGGAAAAACAAAUGCGAAGACUUCACCAACUAGAUCCAUAUUUGGGCUUGAUAAGAACAAAUGUCCUUCAGGGACGGUUCCUAUUCGGAGAACCACAAAGGAUGAUCUAAUUCGAGAAAAAUUAUUAUUAAAUGAUGAUAUCAUGAUGCAAAACGCUCCUGGUAUUCACCUUGCAGAAGUAUCUCUUCCAUCGAAUUAUGCUCCUUAUUAUGCAGUCAGUGGAACAACUAGCAUAUAUAAUCCAAGAGUUAAUAGGAAAGAUCAAAUCUCCCUUUCAAAUUUAUGGGUUCAGAAUGGACAAGGAGAUACUGGGAACAAAAUCUCAGUUGGUUGGCAUGUGCUUCCAUAUUUAUAUGGUGAUGAUGCAACCUAUAUUUACUCGACAUGGACG
This is a messenger RNA of Cajanus cajan (pigeon pea), 764 nucleotides long. The record is from RefSeq and is a predicted model, not a curated record. NCBI's taxonomy places the organism in Eukaryota, Viridiplantae, Streptophyta, Magnoliopsida, Fabales, Fabaceae.